GGCGGGGCGGCGUGCUCUCUCGUCCCGAGGUGCCCCCAGAAGCCGGCGCGAUGCCUCAGAGCAGCGAGGAGCGGAGUGUGGAGCCGGAGCCGGCGCCGGUGGCACCCACCGACGCCCGGCCGGCCCACAAAGUCGACUCUCUCGCCUCUCUCAGCUCGCUCGGCUCUCUGAGCUCCGCCUCGUCCGCUGGGUAUGGCCGUCAGCUGUCGCAGAUCUCGCUCUCCUCUGUCCUCUCCGAGUAUGACGUCACUGGCCCUGGCUCGGCCGACUCAGAGGACGAGAGCUCGGACAGCGGUCUGGAGCUGGUGGCGCCCUCUGGACAAGUGGCGCCACUGAAGCGAGAGCGGUCGGCGCAGGCGGCGCUGCAGACGGGACUCGAGGGCACCGAAGAGACUGAGCAGAUUCCUGAAGUCUGGGAGGGGCAGAGGGCGGAGAAAGGUGAAGUAGAUGAGGGCGAGAAGGAGUGGAAGGAUGAGGAGAAGAGAAAUGAUGUUGGAGUGAAGGAGACUAUCGAUGAAAAGGCCGCGAUCGCCGCCGACACCGAGCCUAUCCAGGCUGCUCCGACCCAGCCCAAGCGUCAGCUGCGCCAGUACAACCAGGAAACCUUCGAGCCGGCGCCGCGGCGGGUCGAGCUCCUGGUCAACCUGGCUAUCAACGUGCUCAAGGCCGUGGGAAACGUCAAAGAGUACAUCGCCCCUCCGAGUAACAUGGAGGCGGGCCGGGAGGAGUACACUCCGCUCUACAGGACGGACGACUUUGGCGGCUUCCACGCCCGGAAUAUCUUCCGGCGGUGGCAGGACUGCUUCUGCAAUCCCAUCGACUCGGCGGCUACGAAUAUGGUGAGCAGUGGGGACAAAAUUACAGACGGGACGGGAAGUUUAAAAGCGAAGGUGGUCGAUGCGGCGCGGCCGUAUCUCUGA
Messenger RNA from Amphibalanus amphitrite, 920 nucleotides. RefSeq lists its product as uncharacterized. The transcript has 5 exons. Lineage: Eukaryota; Metazoa; Arthropoda; Thecostraca; Balanomorpha; Balanidae. The record is from RefSeq and is a predicted model, not a curated record. Bases 51 to 920 code for a protein of 289 amino acids.